UGGAGUUUAUGAAUUCGCAGAUGAUCUUAACCGAUCCGAUUGGCGAUUGAUCCACAAACAUGAGGAAGAGAAGUAUAUAGAAUGUAAGGAACCUAUGAGUGACAUUACUCUACCAAAAUCAUUUCCAGUUCCACCAUUGCAGAAUUUAUUGGCUAGAAAGGCUUGUGAAAAAGCCGGCGUUCCCUUCCGAGAAAAACAUACGAGAGCACCACUUCAACUGUGCAUCGACCCUGAGUUUUCAAUGCUGACCCCAUUUAUCAAACAGGAAGAACCCACCAAGAAGGGCACAUCUAUUUAUGAUGAAGUUGACCCAAAGGUUUUGCUAGAUCUCUAUGGCAAUGAACUACCAGUGAAGGUGGAAGCGUGGAAUCUUGGACCUGCGACGUUUGCGCCCCGUUUUUCGGCCACAUCGAAGAAGAUGAGCGAAAAACAUAGCUCUUGA
This is a messenger RNA of Ostertagia ostertagi, 442 nucleotides long. The record is from the annotation of a GenBank genome assembly. NCBI's taxonomy places the organism in Eukaryota, Metazoa, Nematoda, Chromadorea, Rhabditida, Trichostrongylidae.